This is a messenger RNA of Lottia gigantea (owl limpet), 1194 nucleotides long. RefSeq lists its product as hypothetical. The record is from RefSeq and is a predicted model, not a curated record. Lineage: Eukaryota; Metazoa; Mollusca; Gastropoda; Lottiidae. Gene Ontology annotation, cellular component: chromosome; nucleus. The transcript has 4 exons. Bases 108 to 1052 code for a protein of 314 amino acids. Gene Ontology annotation, biological process: recombinational repair; DNA damage checkpoint signaling; cellular response to ionizing radiation.
UGAUAGGAGAAAAAUAUUGACAGAUUUCGAGUCUGAACACGAAGAUAUUUGAGCGUUGACUUAAUUUUCAGACAUUUUGUAUGUAUCAGUAAAUGUCAUAAUUAAGAAUGCCUGGAAGGAGGAAAAGAAGGAGAAGUAGAAAGAAAUCUUUAGUGUUUACUGAAAGUCCUAUAAAUAAUCAGAAACAGUUACCCACCCCAGUACAUUGUGUAGACAACCCUGUUACAGCUAAAAUAGUACCAGUUGAAGAGGAUUCAUUAUGGGUGUCACCCCAGUUUCGUGAUAUACUCAGUUCUAAACGUGAAGCAAGAUAUGUGAGGCGAUGUCAUAGUACAAUUGUCACUCGAACAAGGAAUCCCUCAAAUAAGGAAAACACCACAUUACAUCACAAAUCCCAAUAUAGAAAUAAAUAUAAAAGUUUAAAAUUUCUGGGUGACAAUAGCUUUAUUGAAAGUGAAGAAGACAUUUCAUUUAGUUCUCCAAGCCCAAUAUCAAAUCGAGUCCAUGGUGUGGUUAAUAAUAAAUCCUUACAUAAAACUCCAGAAAGCAAUGGCCAAGGUAUGUCUUGGAGUUUAGAAAAAUUAAAGAGAUCAAAAAAGGCAUUUGAUAUCAGUUUCUCUGAAUCCCUGAAUGUGUCAACACCAACGAUGCCCCAUAUGAAUCAUACUCUAAAUAUCCCUGUUGACACUCAAACACAAGAUGUAACAUGUGUAGACAUUCCACAUCAGGACAUGGUAACUCCAAAAAAAAGUGAAAAGGUGCCAAGAAACAAUAAAGAUGUUCUUGAUGAUACAUUCACACCCCGUAGAAGGUCAACUAGACUCAAAGCUAAAUAUUUACAAGCUUUUGAACUGUUUAGAACUCCACCUCCAGAAAGACCUAACUAUGGGAAAAUUUUGGUCAAAGACACUCCAGAAUGUGACUACAAUCUUUCAGUUAGAGCCCGACAACUUCGUGAAAUACAAACUAAAAUUGUUGGAUAUAUAUAUUAUAUUAUAUAUAAUCGGUUGCCUGAUUGUAUGAUGAAAACGUGCAAUGUGAUAUAUGGUUAAAUCUCAAAUGAAUCAAUGCAAUAAUGAGUGUUUUUUGUACCUUGUUUGAAUGGCUAGCUUUUUGUAUGAUUGCAUGAUUUCUUUCACAGAACUGAAAUUUUUGUUAUAUAUAUAUAUUUUGUGAUCUCAAAAAGCAAUGUUU